CGCGUGAACAAAUUUUGGAGGAAAUUAAAAUACAAGGUGAUCUGGUUCGAAAAUUAAAAGCAACCAAGGAACCCAAAGAAAAGUUGUAUGGUACUAUUAUUUUUGGAUUAAUUGUUGUGAAGUGUAAACAAUGCCCGAACUGAUUAUGUAUACAAAUGCAGUGAGUAAUAGUCGACUCUUGGCUCCUAUUAAAACGCCGAAGAGUCGUGCCAAACCUUUAACCCGCCGGAGGAGAAUUAAAAAGUCUUCUACGAACUCGUCGGCCUCCUCUAGUGCCGAUACUUCGAUAUACGAAUUACAAUCAUGUAAUACUAGUAACAACGAGAACACAACAAUUAACGAACAUCGAUCUACCUACGAUGUAUUAAAAUAUUUUAGUUUAGGAAUUGAAGAUCUAGCAAAUAUAUCGAAGAUGAUGACUAUGGAUAUAACAAAAACUGAACCCAAUGUGGGUUCAAAUAAUCUACAAAACUCACACAAUAAUAACGCGAAUAGCGGUAAUACGAAUAGUAUAACAUCUGCUGCGAAUAAUAACAAUAACAAUGGUAGUCAAUUGUGUGCUGGUUGUGGUAAACAUAUACAGGACCGUUACCUAUUAAAAGCUUUGGAUAUGCUGUGGCAUGAAGAUUGUCUCAAGUGCGGUUGCUGCGACUGUCGUUUAGGCGAAGUUGGAUCUACUCUUUAUACAAAGGGUAAUCUAAUGUUAUGCAAAAGAGACUACUUAAGAUUAUUUGGUAAUACGGGUUACUGCGCUGCUUGCAGUAAAGUUAUACCGGCCUUUGAGAUGGUAAUGCGUGCACGCACAAAUGUCUACCAUUUGGAAUGCUUCGCCUGUCAGCAGUGUAAUCACAGAUUUUGUGUUGGCGAUCGUUUCUAUUUAUGUGAGAAUAAAAUUCUUUGCGAAUAUGAUUAUGAAGAACGUUUGGUAUUCGCCUCUAUGGCCAAUCAUCCGAUGUUAAAACGUCACGCCAAUUCGAUUGGUCAAGAUUCAGCCAAUGCCGGUGGCGCCGCCGGAGCAGCUAAUGCCGGUAUGUUAGGUGCUAGCAAUGCGGUAGGUCCUGGUCCUCGAGCACCAGGCGAUCUCAACAACAAUGGACCUCAGGCUGGUGCAAAUAAUUCGCCAUUCGGUACGGGUGCUGGAUCUCAUAUGAAAAAUUCUCUGGGUGCGUCAAGCUAAAACAGCAACAACUACAACAAUACAGGGUAUAAACAACUAUCGUGGUUCUGAUAGCUGGUUAAAUGCUACCAAAGAAUUUUUUGUUAAAACAAGAAACAAGUUUAAAAAAAAAAAAAAAAAAAAAAAAAAAAAAAA
This is a messenger RNA of Glossina fuscipes, 1312 nucleotides long. RefSeq names its product rho-type GTPase-activating protein 1 (gene Bx). The transcript is spliced from 5 exons. Gene Ontology annotation, molecular function: DNA-binding transcription factor binding; transcription coactivator activity. Lineage: Eukaryota; Metazoa; Arthropoda; Insecta; Diptera; Glossinidae. Bases 131 to 1177 code for a protein of 348 amino acids. Gene Ontology annotation, biological process: positive regulation of transcription by RNA polymerase II. Gene Ontology annotation, cellular component: nucleus. The record is from RefSeq and is a predicted model, not a curated record.